AUGCUCCACGGUUGCCUGCUUUUGUUAUUCAUAUCAGGGUCCCUGGCCGACCUGAACUUAAUAAGUGCGGUGGCGAACCUAACGUCACGACCGCUCGAGGGGAUCACCAAAAAUAAUAAGGAUUUUAUCCAAAUUGCUAUCGAAAAUGGAUACAAUGCUGAGAAACACGAAGUGAUAACCGACGACGGGUACAUACUGACCGUGCACAGAAUACCACCCGGGAGUAAUUGUACCAAGAAAAUUCCAAUACUGCUAGUUCAUGGCCUUCUCCUAUCGUCCGAGUGCUUCGUAGACUCGGGGCCGGAUGCGCCCGGGUUCAUUUUAGCUCAAGAGUGCUACGAUGUGUGGUUCGGCAACGUGCGAGGCAACUUUCACUCCCGGAGACACGUGACUUUGGAUCCUGAUCACGAUUUGAAAUUUUGGAAGUUUUCAAAGGACGAAAUGGGACAAUACGAUAUCCCCGCCAUGGUCGACUACGUGCUUGAUGUGACGAAUGCCAAAAAACUGAUCUAUAUCGGCUAUUCACAAGGCGGUGGUAGUUUCUUCAUAAUGAACUCGGAGAAACCAGAAUAUGCUGACAAAAUUAGUCUUUUUAUUGGUUUAGCGCCGGCUACGAGACAAUAUUACACCAAGUCGAUACUUGACAGAUCGUUAGUGAAAGCCAUAGAGUCUUUGCAAACCCCUUUGGAAGCGUCUGGAGUUUGGGAGGUCGCGUCCCAAGGUUUACCUAUUCAAGGAACCCUAAAUACAUUGUGCCAAGUGAAGUUAUUAGCAGCAGUUUGUAAUCUGGGAUUAUCCGCUGUAGAUUCGCCUCAUCCAGGCUCCAUCACCUCAGAAACUACUCGAAGAAUGUUCGAACACGUCCCAGCCGGAACAUCCAUCCAAAAUAUGGCCAAAUACGGACAGGCUAUGAAUGAGCUCCAUUUCGUUAAAUUUAACUAUGGUUCCGAGGAAAAUUUAAAAGUUUACGGGGUAGCUGAACCUCCGGAAUACGAUCUGGGAAUGACCACGAUGCCGGUUGUUAUCUUCCACGGCGAAUCAGACCACUUAGUGGAUACGAGAGACAUGGAUUGGGUUGUCAGUCAGUUACCGAAUGUGUUGGAGUACGUUACGGUGGCGGAUCCGCUGUGGAACCAUGUUGACAUGGCUUUCAGCCAAUACUGGAAAAAACAAAUAUUUACUACGAUGAAAAAGUAUUUAAAUAAAUAUGAUAACAUAUAA
Cydia splendana is the source of this 1221-nucleotide messenger RNA. RefSeq names its product lipase 1-like. The transcript has a single exon. Gene Ontology annotation, biological process: lipid metabolic process. Gene Ontology annotation, molecular function: hydrolase activity, acting on ester bonds. Lineage: Eukaryota; Metazoa; Arthropoda; Insecta; Lepidoptera; Tortricidae. The record is from RefSeq and is a predicted model, not a curated record. Bases 1 to 1221 code for a protein of 406 amino acids.